CGUCCUGCGUUUGGCUCUUAGCUGGUAGACGGAGGAGGGCUGUGUUCUCCAUCCAAGGGAAAUUGGUCUCCUGUGAAGGGAGAAGGGUGCCCCCGUUCCCGCCAGGCUGGGGGUGUCACAGUGACUUUUUUCACAGGUAAUGUUGCUUCACAGUUGCCCUGCAGCAUCUCUGCCAGGACGAAAGCUGAGCAAAGCUGUUUUCAGGUAGCUGGGACUGGACCGCAGAUGUGACCUGGGGUUUUGAUGGAGAAGCAGCCGCAGGUGCAGUUAAAGGAUGUGGCUGCUGCUCUCUGCCCUGGGCAAGUGGCCUGAUGGUGGAGCUCGUGCUCUGUAAGUCAACUUCUGCCGCUCAGCUCUGUGGUGUUCAGGUUCAGUUACACCAGGAACAUGGAAACUUACUGUAAGAUUUAUUGCAGCGCCUAAGAAAUUGUACAGAUUGUCUACAGCAUUUUGUUGAUGAAAAAAGGAAGUCAAAGCUGCUGACCAGCCACUGAGUUCAGCAGAAAAAUGUUUGUAUUGUACAGGUUAAAACCUAACACCUUGGAGCUUGGAAGGCAUUGAUGGACUGACCGCUGCCCAGUCUCUGGGCCUUGCACAGGGUGUGUUCUUUGCCUCUCUAGUGCUUCUUGCCCGUGUGCUGAGCCAUCUGCAGCACUGCAGGUGCUUUGGACUUGUCAGUGGCAGGAAUGGUCUUGUGGGCACAACCCUCUGUUAUCAACCCUUCAGCAAUUGCAGAAUUGUGAUGGUUGGAAGGGACUUCUGGAGAUCACCUUGUCCAAGGCCCCUGCCAAGGCAGGGUCACGCAGAGCAGGUGACACAGGAACAUGUCCAGUUGUCGGUGCCCGAGCCAUGGCCACACUUAUUCCCAAGUUCCUGAACAGCCCACCCUGGGGAAUACAGACUAUGCCUUUGAGAUGGCCAUUUCAAACAUCCGCUAUGGAGAAGGAGUUACCAGAGAGAUUGGCAUGGACCUGCAGAAUCUUGGUGCUAGAAGAGUUUGUUUGAUGACAGAUAAAAACCUCUCCAAACUCCCUCCUGUAAAUGCAGUAUUGAAUUCCUUGGCAAAAUAUGGUAUAAACUUUCAAAUAUACGAUAAUGUCCGUGUGGAGCCAACAGACCAAAGUUUCCUGGAUGCCAUUCAAUUUGCUAAAAAGGGAGAGUUUGAUGCCUAUGUUGCUGUUGGAGGUGGCUCUGUGAUAGACACCUGCAAAGCUGCCAACCUGUACGCAGCCAGCCCUUCCUCAGAAUUCCUGGAUUAUGUCAAUGCUCCUAUUGGGAAAGGGAAGCCGGUCACUGUGCCCCUCAAGCCACUCAUUGCAGUUCCUACAACAUCUGGCACUGGAAGUGAAACCACUGGUGUUGCCAUUUUUGACUUCAAAGAACUAAAAGUUAAAACCGGUAUUGCUUCAAGAGCCAUUAAGCCCACAUUAGGCAUCAUUGAUCCUUUACACACACUGUCUAUGCCUGAACGAAUAGUGGCCAACAGUGGCUUUGAUGUGCUUUGCCAUGCCCUGGAAUCAUACACGGCUCUCCCUUACCACCAGCGCGGUCCCUGCCCCUCCAAUCCCCUGCACCGCCCGGCCUACCAAGGCAGCAACCCCGUCAGCGACGUCUGGGCUCUGCACGCUCUGCGCGUUGUGGCCAAGUACCUGAAAAGAUUUUUUUGUGUAUCUGUCCAUAAAGAAGCCCUCUCUCCCUUCUCCCUGCUGAAUCACCAAUCUGUUUGUGAAUUCAUUGGUACCAUUUGCCUCCAUGGUGCACAGAGCCAUCAGAAACCCCGAGGACCGCGAAGCAAGAGCCAACAUGCACCUGGCAAGUGCUUUUGCUGGUAUUGGCUUUGGCAAUGCUGGUGUUCAUCUCUGCCCCAUGGCCUUUCUGUGGUGCUGACAUCCCCAGCAGUGUUUGCUUUCACAGCACAGAUACAUCCUGAGAGGCAUUUAGAAGCUGCAGAGAUUCUAGGAGCUGACAUCCGCACUGCCAGAAUCAAAGAUGCGGGGCUUAUUUUGGCAGACACACUCCGGAAAUUCCUGUUUGAUCUGAAUGUUGAUGAUGGCUUAGCUGCAAUUGGUUAUUCCAAAGCAGACAUCCCUGCAUUAGUCAAAGGCACUCUGCCUCAGGAGAGAGUGACUAAACUAUCACCACGUCCCCAAACAGAAGAAGACUUAUCUGCUCUCUUCGAGGCUUCCAUGAAACUUUAUUAGCUUAAACAUGUUGUGGAAAGUGUGGUCUAUUCUAACACAGAGGUAGUUUCUCAUAGAUACGGGACUGAACUUGUUUAGAGCAUGGAAAAAUUUGGGUAACUUUGACUUCUGUUCCAUUGUACACUGCCAAAAGGUCACAUAAUUCAUCUUUAACUAAACACUGCUUUGAAGUGAGG
Messenger RNA from Passer domesticus (house sparrow), 2377 nucleotides. RefSeq names its product alcohol dehydrogenase iron containing 1 (gene ADHFE1). Lineage: Eukaryota; Metazoa; Chordata; Aves; Passeriformes; Passeridae. Gene Ontology annotation, cellular component: mitochondrion. The transcript has 14 exons. Gene Ontology annotation, molecular function: alcohol dehydrogenase (NAD+) activity; metal ion binding. The coding region runs from base 825 to 2201 and encodes 458 amino acids. The record is from RefSeq and is a predicted model, not a curated record.